AUGUCAGUAGACGAAGUGGAAUCUGAAGUCAAUUUUAUGAAAACUUAUAGCAUAAUGGAAUGGGAUGAACUAAUAAAGCUAAAUGAUGAUCGUAAAUUGCUUAACCAAAAAAUUGCGCUUGGGUUAGCCACCAGAGAGGAAUUUUCAAAACAAAUAAAAGUUGAAUUAAAUAUGCUGGAUACGUGUCAACUUAAAAUUGAACAAGAAAUGAAAGAAAACAACACAGAGUAUAUUAACACUCAAAUACUUCCCAUUUUAUCAAAUCGUAUCAAUGACAUGUAUAACAAUAUGUUUCUAUUAUUUCCCGUUGAAAAAACUUCACUGUCAGAAUAUAUUGAAUUCUGCUCAAAUAAUACAUUAUUUGUUACUAAAUGUAGUAACAUGUUAGAAACACUCAUGUUGAGAUACCAUAGUGACCCUGAAGUAUAUCUAACUGCUGCAACAUAUGAAUUUGAUGAUCGAAAUAAUAUUGAAUCAGCUAGACGAUAUUUUGCAGAAGGAUUAAAAUAUCACGAAAAUUGUAAAAAUUUAUACGUAGAAGAGUUCUGGGUAGAAGUACAACACUUAGAAAAGACUGCAGGCACCUCACUGCCAAUUGCUAUUGAUAAAUAUAAAAACCUAAUAAAACGUUUUGAAGGUGAUAUUGAAUUUCAUUUUAUAUUAUUGGACAGAGCAAUAAAAUUAAGUACAGUUAGAGAACUGCAAUGCAACGUAGUCAGAGAUAUGGUUAAGAAGUAUAGGCAUAGUGAGCUAAUGUGGCAAAAAUUAGCAAAAAUUCAUUUUGAUGGUUUUAUCUAUCAUCAGGAGACUGAGCAAUUACACUAUGAUAAAAAUUAUAUUAAUGGUAUUAGAAAUUGCAUUAAAACCUAUGAAGAUGGAUUAAAAGAAAAUUUACCUCUACAAAAUAAACAUAAGUUAUGGAACUUUUAUAUUGAUCAUGUCAUAGAAAUUCGAAAGUCUUAUCGCAUGAAAAAAGAAACAAUUAGAAAUUUUAUGAAUGAAACAAUGGAGCGAGCCUUUCAAGAAGCUCAUGAUAAUAGGGCAUUAUGUAAAGCUGAACAAUAUAUUUAUUGGGCUGAUAACACAAUCAAAGACUAUGAUAAAAUAAUGAGUAAAGCAGUUGAAGUGAUAGAAGAUAAUGUUGAACUCUGGGUUAAUUUAAUAUCAUAUUAUUUGAACUACGACAGUCUUGAAAUGGGUAUAGACGUUUUCCAAAAUGGUGUUCGGGCUUUAAAAAGCAAAUCGAUGCCUUUAUGGGAAAUUCUUAUUAUAUACAUGGGGAACACUCAUCCAAAAUUGCUUCAACAAUUAUAUCAUGAAGGCUCACAUUUUCCAUUCCCAGAAGUCAACUUUAUUAUCAGGCCUGAAUAUUUGGAAUGGAACGUAGUUCACUAUGGAAUACUUUCAACUCGUGAAUUGUUCAUUAAACUUAGAGACAUCAAACCAGAAUGUAAACAGUUAUAUAUGUCCAUGAUUUCAUUUGAACACACUCAGAAUUCAGGAAUUACCAAAUUAAAAACUAUCAGGAAAUUGUAUAAUGAUGUAUGUAAUCGUUUUGGCGACACAGACAUAGAGGUAUGGUCCGAGUGCAUCCGUUUUGAGUACAUGUACGGUUCACGUAAACUAGUAAAAGAAAUUUUUAAGGCAUCAUUGCGGUGCUUGGAACCAGAUUUAAGAAGUAGUAUGACAGAAGAGUUUGAAAAACUCAAAAAGGAAUUCAAGUCUAGUACAGUAAGCAUGCUUUUCUUCCUACCAGUCAACCAAAUCAACCUUUUUCUAAAACACUCAAUGUCGUCAAACGCAAAUGCCAUACAGCCAAGAAAAUAAAAUUAUAAUGCAUCAAAGCAAAAAAUUUGUUUUUUUGAAAUCACUUAUUAUAUUCUGGUCUUAUGACAACCAUGCCAAUAUUUUGACUGAAUAAUUUGGAGUUUUUACAACAACUCCACAACUGCAAGAUAUCAAAAAAAAACUCUUAUUUAUCAGAGUUCAUGAUUGACAUCAGAUAAUAGUAUUUCAUUAGAAGACACUAGAAUUUUGAAUUUUUCUAGUUCAAAGCUUAAAGAUCUUAUUGACGUUCAAAAUAUUACUUUUGAUAUUAUAGAAGAUACUAAAUAAUUAGUUGAARAUGUUCCCCAAGAGAAUAUUCUACUCAAAAGUUAUACGUUGGGCUUACGUACGUCGUUCCUAGAAGAAAAAAAAGGUUCGGUUAGGGCCACCAACCGCAUAUUCAGUUGACCAUGACUUUUUUUUUAUCAUCUGUCUGUUUAGUCUAAUGCCGUCAACGAGUAUUGCAGCUGAUCUUCCUUCAACUCCAUCAAAAAAAGAGGGUAAAAACAUUUGAGAAUCGUCGACAAACAAAAGCAAUUAUUCAGAAUGUAUACAAUUUUUUUUCAAAAUUACGUUUAGAAUCUCACUUUAAAAAAAUAGAUUUGCCAAAACACAAAAAGUUACUUCAGAAGCAUGUGGGAUAUCUUUAAGAACUGUACAGAACGUUUCAAAAGAAUAUAAAAAAAAAUUCUGGAAAAUUUAUUUCACCACGAAAAUCAAUGUCUACCCAAAAACCAGUGUUAGUAAUGGACGAUUUUAAUCAAGAUGUUGUGCGUCGUACAAUUUUUGAAUUUUACGACGAAGGUGAAUUUCCGACUGCUCAAAUGGUACAAGAAAAAUUGGUAGAAAAAAUUAAUUAUGAAGGUUCAGUGAGGUCAGUCAAAUGUCUUUUCCAUAAUUUAGGCUUCCGAUUCAAGAAGUUUAACGGCGGGCGAAAGUUUUUGAUGGAAAGAAGUGACAUAAUCGUAAAAAGGUUGGUGUUUCUUCGAAAAAUGAACGAUAUCAGGGAGAAAACUCCUUACAAGCCAAUCUUUUAUUUGGACGAAACUUGGCUUAAUCAAAAUCAUACACGCUCAUAUAUAUGGCAAGAUAGUCAUAAUGAUGGAGCUUUAAAAAUACCAACAGGAAAAGGAGCCAGACUUAUCCUUCUUCAUAUCGGUUCGGUUAAAACAGGUUUUAUUCCUCAAUGUAAACUAUACUACAAGAAUACUAAGAAUACAUCUUCCGACUACACUCAGAAAAUGUUUUUGAAAAUGCUUAAUAUGUUAGAAGAACCAAGCAUUAAUUAUAGUGAUGGCCAACUCCAGUUACCAUUCUAUCGAACUAAAUAAAGCGCCAACGACCAACUCAAAAAAAGAAAUUAUUCAAAAUUGGUUGAAUGAAAAAAAAAUCCCGUUUUCACCACUGGAAAGUAAGGUGGAGCUACUUAAAAAAAAAGAAUGUGUUUACGAAUUAGACGAAGAAGCUUACAAAGCGGGUCAUGAAGUGGUACGUMUUCCUCCAUACCACUGCUAGUACAACCGGAUUGAAUUGAUAUGGGCACAAGUUAAAGGCGAGGUAGCCACUAAAAAUAAAACUUUUAAAAUUGCAGAUGUUGAAAAACUUACACAUGAAGCUAUUGAAAAUGUUACUGUGGAGAACUGCAAGAAAUGUGUUGAGCAUGCAGAGAGAGUGCAAAAAGAAGACGCUGAAAAGGAAUUGGUGAGAGAAAUUCGUCUAGAUCCAGUCAUUUUGACGAUCAACCCUGAAGACGAUGAUUCUUCAUUUUCAGAUUCUGAUUAUGAAGUUAGUUGUGAUGAUAUGUAAAUAGAAAUAUUUUUUUAUUUACUUACAAUUGACAUAGCGUACUAAAACGGCUGAAAUCUAUA
Diuraphis noxia (Russian wheat aphid) is the source of this 3695-nucleotide messenger RNA. RefSeq names its product U3 small nucleolar RNA-associated protein 6 homolog. Gene Ontology annotation, molecular function: snoRNA binding; protein binding. Gene Ontology annotation, cellular component: Pwp2p-containing subcomplex of 90S preribosome; small-subunit processome. The record is from RefSeq and is a predicted model, not a curated record. Gene Ontology annotation, biological process: maturation of SSU-rRNA from tricistronic rRNA transcript (SSU-rRNA, 5.8S rRNA, LSU-rRNA). NCBI's taxonomy places the organism in Eukaryota, Metazoa, Arthropoda, Insecta, Hemiptera, Aphididae.